CGCCAUAAUUCACUAAUACAUCAUAAAUCGUUGAAAGUACCCGCGUUAUAACGACCCAGAGAAAUCUAACAAAUCAAGUCCUCAGCUGUGAGCUGCAACUCUCUGAAACAACCUCAAUGAGCUCUUACUUUGUAAACUCGUUCUCGGGGCGAUACCCAAAUGGCCCCGACUAUCAGCUGCUGAAUUAUGGAGCGAGCAACGGCGCAAUGAACGGCGGGACGUACAGGGACUCUUCCUCCGCCAACAUGCACCAUGCCACGGGCUCUUACGGCUACAGCUACAAUGGCAUGGACCUGACCGUCACCAACCGCACCUCCGGCACCUCGGGACACUUCGGGGGCGGCUCGGUCGGAGGGGACUCGCUGGGUUUCUCGGAGAGGAGCUUCAGACAGCCGUCCAGCUGCUCUCUCGCUUCCGCGGCAGACUCCCUGCUGUCACCCGGCAGUGGAGACUCCAAACUGGGCAGACAGAGCUCCUCUCCGCGCGCAGAGCAACCAGGAAGCGCCAGUCUCAGCUCUCCAAACCCAAACCAAAACCUGUCGUCUACCCCUUCUUCCUCUGGUGGCGGUGGUGGCGGCGGAGGCUCGGCGCGGCGCUUCACGGAGCUGGAUGACGCGUCACCGGAGACCGAGGACAGCGGGCACGGCAGCAACCCGCCACCCAGGAGCGGGCACCCACAGCCCGGACAGAAACAAGAAGGAGCAGCGGCGGGCAGCACGGCAGGCAGCGAGGCUUCUCCUCAGAUAUUCCCCUGGAUGAGAAAGCUGCACAUUAGCCAUGAUAUGACGGGCCCGGAUGGGAAACGGGCGCGGACGGCGUACACCCGCUACCAGACCCUCGAGCUGGAGAAGGAGUUCCACUUCAAUAGGUACCUCACGAGACGACGAAGGAUCGAAAUCGCGCACGCGCUCUGCCUCACGGAGCGGCAGAUCAAGAUCUGGUUCCAGAAUCGGAGGAUGAAGUGGAAGAAGGACAACAAACUGAAAAGCAUGAGCCUCGCCACCGCCGGCAGCGCCUUCCAACCCUAAAAAAAACACAUUUUAAAGAGUAAAAUCCUCCGUCCAUCUCUUUGGAAACCACACACAGGCUUCACAUGAAGAGAAAGAGACAAAAAAGAAAACUUGAAGAAGCAUUCAGCUGAGAGUGGAGCACGAGGAGACGAUGAUGAAGAGAAAACAAGCAGAUUCCAAAUCUAGAUUUUAAAAACACUCCCUGAGUACUGUACAGCAGCGCAGCACUUUUUAUUUGUCGGCAUGUUGUUGGUCUUUGGUGUUUUAGGGCAACAUUAAAAAUAAUGACUGUGGUACUUAUUCUUGUACAAAAACAAAAAGUAGUGUUCCUGUUUGUUCUCGUCGUUUUUGAAACAUCCGUGUCCGAAGGAGAGGAUGAAAAAUGCUACCUAACUACCUACUAUCUGUUGUUGAUGUCUAAAUAUCGUUUUAUAUGUCUGAUGGCGAUGUUUUGUAUUUGAGAAGUUAGCAUGUGCGCUCUUAUUGUAACUUAUUUACAGCAAAUAUCGCGAGUAUAGUCUGAGUCGCCCUUUAUCUGUCAUUUACCUCCCAUCAAAUCCGUGUGUGUGCGCGUGAGCGUGUGCGUGGGUGUGUGUUGCCUCCAAACACCCCUCCGUAUCCAUCCAUAAUGUUGUGUAUAGCUCUAUUAUUCACAAAGUGUAUCUGUAUAUUAUUAUUGUUGUUGUUAUUGUAAUUAUUGAAUCCACGCUGCAGAAAGGAUGUAAAUAGAUCUAUAUUGACAUUUUUAAAUGUGACCAUUUGGCUAUCCGUAGUUGCAGAGUGUGUGUGAGUGGUUGUGAGUGUGUUAGUGCGUGUGUGAGAGUGUGUGUGUGUGCGCAUGUAAAAGAAAUGGCUACCGUCCUGUGCGGCCUGUAAGCUUUCUGCCGAUGAGCUUUUUGUAUUUGUUUGUAACUUGGAGUAAAAAAAAAAAACACGACAAUAAAGUUUCCAUUACUCAUCAAAA
Messenger RNA from Cheilinus undulatus (humphead wrasse), 1974 nucleotides. It is a transcript of the gene hoxb5a, whose product is annotated as homeobox B5a. Gene Ontology annotation, cellular component: nucleus. The coding region runs from base 117 to 1028 and encodes 303 amino acids. Lineage: Eukaryota; Metazoa; Chordata; Actinopteri; Labriformes; Labridae. Gene Ontology annotation, biological process: anterior/posterior pattern specification; regulation of transcription by RNA polymerase II. Gene Ontology annotation, molecular function: DNA-binding transcription factor activity, RNA polymerase II-specific; RNA polymerase II cis-regulatory region sequence-specific DNA binding. The transcript has 2 exons. The record is from RefSeq and is a predicted model, not a curated record.